GGGAGAGGGACCGCCCGCGAUUGCUACGGCCUCCAUCGCAGCGAGAGCUUGAAAGCGUGCUUGCCUGCCAUUCCCAGCUCCCAGUUCCUUUCCUUCUUCUUGCUCGUCCACCCAGUACUCCACUGCUCCUCGUCCUCGUCCUCGUCCUCCCUCUCCCGCCAUCCCCAUCCCCGCGACGACGCGCAUCGGACCCUGCGUCGUACGUGCUCGCCCAUUCCCUAGCCGUCAGUGGAUGUGCCGGGCUGGCCGCGGGCCGUCCGAGCCUGCGGCGGCGGCAGGGGAGGGCGACAACCCGGCGGGCGGCAGGAGUGGCAGCGGGUGAGUUGAGCUCCACUCAGGGCCCGCAUUACCAGUGUGUCCCUCCCCGGUGGUGCUCUGCGCUGUUCCCCUUGCUCACUUGUCGGGCGGGGCGUGCCCUAGCACCGUGUGGACUGUGGAGCUCGCACCGCGCGGGGGAAGUGAAAAAGCUCGCGCGCCUUUCGCGGAUCUGCUUCGGGGGCUUGCGCGGCGGUGUGCUCCUGGGUCCCCCAGACGGGGCCGGGUAUCCCGUGAUUUGAGGGGACUUCUACUUCUCUCUCUCUCUCCUGCUGCCUCUUCUUCUUUAUGAUGGGUACACGGUGCGAUUGGUGUGUGCUCCUGUUUGGGGAUCCCCUGUUUGGUCAGUGAGGAGAGUUGAGCUGCUAUAGCAUUUCUGCCGGAGAAAUCGGCUUAGAGUUGUCUGGGUGCUUCUUCUCUUCGUGAGCUUCUCGAUUUCCAGGAGGUGAUUACUGGUUAAACGGUUAUUAAUUGUAUACUUUUGUUUUCUGUCUUACUUGAUUGCCGGGUCGCUACCGAUCUGCUACUUGGUUUGGUGGCUCGCUCUUGUCAGUUUGUCUGAUAAAUCCCAAUGCGAAGCUACUUCCCUUGCCGUCACACGAGUACUAGUUCCGCUGCUGCCCGUCGGAGUAUUCAGAAUUCAUAAGCAUGUAUCUGCUGCCGUGUUCUUACAGCUGCUCGCGCCCUCUACAGGAAGGAAGCCAUCCAACCGCGGAGAUGUGGGAGCCCAGGAGGUCGUAGCGAGGGGUUUCCUUGAUUGGUGAAUCUUCGAUCAAGGAUGGAGCACCGGGCUUUGCUGCUCGGCGUGGCGCUGGCCUUUCUGCUGGCCUCUGGCUCCCAGGGCUUGAACCAUGAAGGUUGGCUUCUCCUAGCGCUGAAGAGCCAGAUGAACGACACUCUCCACCACCUCGACAACUGGGACGCGAGGGAUCUAACACCAUGCAUCUGGAAGGGCGUCAGCUGCUCGUCGACGCCCAACCCAGUGGUGGUGUCUCUCGACCUCAGCAACAUGAACCUGUCAGGCACAGUUGCGCCUAGCAUUGGUAGCCUGUCUGAGCUGACCCUCCUUGAUCUGUCCUUUAAUGGGUUCUAUGGUACCAUCCCUCCAGAGAUUGGGAACCUGUCGAAAUUGGAAGUGCUUAACUUGUACAACAACAGUUUUGUUGGUACAAUACCCCCUGAGCUCGGGAAGCUAGAUAGGCUGGUCACGUUUAAUCUGUGCAACAACAAGCUUCAUGGCCCGAUACCUGAUGAGGUUGGAAAUAUGACAGCACUUCAGGAAUUGGUAGGAUACAGUAAUAAUCUCACUGGCUCACUACCUCGUUCACUUGGCAAGCUGAAGAACCUGAAAAAUAUUAGGUUGGGUCAGAAUCUUAUAUCAGGCAACAUUCCUGUUGAGAUAGGUGCAUGCCUGAACAUAACUGUGUUUGGUCUUGCGCAAAACAAGCUCGAGGGUCCUUUACCUAAAGAGAUUGGGAGGUUGACCUUGAUGACCGACUUAAUCCUAUGGGGGAAUCAGCUUUCUGGUGUUAUUCCUCCAGAGAUAGGAAACUGUACAAGUCUGAGCACAAUUGCCCUCUAUGACAAUAAUCUAGUUGGCCCCAUUCCUGCAACAAUUGUGAAAAUUACGAAUCUUCAGAAGCUAUACCUUUACAGGAAUUCAUUAAAUGGUACAAUUCCAUCUGACAUUGGGAAUCUUUCUCUUGCAAAAGAGAUCGACUUUUCAGAGAAUUUCUUAACUGGAGGGAUACCAAAGGAGCUGGCCGACAUCCCAGGCUUGAAUUUACUCUACCUCUUCCAGAACCAGCUUACAGGCCCUAUUCCUACAGAGUUGUGUGGGUUGAAAAACUUGAGUAAACUUGAUCUGUCGAUCAAUUCACUGAAUGGCACGAUUCCAGUUGGAUUUCAGUACAUGAGAAAUCUAAUCCAACUGCAACUCUUCAACAAUAUGCUUUCUGGCAACAUACCUCCAAGGUUUGGCAUUUAUAGCCGUCUUUGGGUGGUGGAUUUCUCAAACAACAGUAUAACAGGGCAGAUACCGAAAGAUCUUUGCAGGCAAUCAAACCUUAUUUUGUUGAAUUUGGGGUCUAACAUGCUUACAGGAAACAUUCCUCGUGGGAUCACUAACUGUAAAACAUUGGUGCAGCUUCGUCUCAGUGACAACAGUCUGACAGGAAGUUUCCCCACUGAUCUCUGCAAUCUGGUAAAUUUGACAACAGUUGAACUAGGUCGAAACAAAUUUAGUGGGCCUAUUCCUCCUCAGAUAGGCAGUUGCAAGUCUCUUCAAAGGCUGGACCUUACAAAUAAUUAUUUCACGUCAGAGUUGCCUCGAGAAAUUGGUAAUUUGUCAAAACUCGUUGUCUUCAAUAUCUCAUCUAAUAGACUAGGAGGAAACAUACCACUAGAGAUUUUCAAUUGUACAGUGUUGCAACGCCUUGAUCUCAGCCAGAAUAGCUUUGAAGGUUCGUUGCCAAAUGAAGUUGGUAGGCUGCCACAGCUGGAGCUGCUAUCUUUUGCUGACAAUAGGCUAACUGGCCAGAUACCACCCAUUCUUGGUGAACUAUCACAUUUAACAGCACUACAGAUUGGUGGCAAUCAGUUAUCUGGUGAAAUACCAAAGGAGCUGGGUCUGCUGUCGAGCUUGCAGAUCGCCCUGAAUUUGAGUUACAACAACCUCUCUGGCGAUAUUCCAUCAGAGCUUGGUAACCUUGCACUGUUGGAAAGUUUAUUUCUUAAUAACAACAAGCUGAUGGGUGAAAUCCCAACCACAUUUGCUAAUCUGUCCAGUUUGCUUGAGCUCAACGUCUCCUACAAUUAUCUCUCUGGUGCCCUCCCGCCAAUACCGCUUUUUGAUAAUAUGUCUGUGACCUGUUUUAUUGGAAAUAAAGGAUUAUGUGGUGGACAACUUGGUAGAUGUGGAUCCCGACCAUCCUCUAGUUCUCAGUCAUCCAAAUCAGUCAGUCCCCCAUUGGGCAAGAUCAUAGCAAUUGUUGCUGCUGUCAUUGGAGGGAUUUCACUUAUUCUUAUUGCAAUAAUUGUGCACCAUAUCAGAAAACCAAUGGAGACAGUGGCCCCUUUGCAAGAUAAGCAACCUUUUCCAGCUUGUUCUAAUGUGCAUGUUUCUGCUAAGGAUGCAUAUACAUUUCAGGAAUUGCUCACCGCCACAAAUAACUUUGACGAGAGUUGUGUGAUCGGAAGGGGUGCAUGUGGGACGGUGUACAGAGCCAUCCUGAAGGCUGGACAGACAAUUGCAGUCAAGAAACUUGCUUCUAACAGGGAAGGGAGCAACACUGACAACAGCUUUCGUGCAGAGAUCAUGACUCUUGGAAAGAUAAGACAUCGUAAUAUUGUGAAGCUUUACGGUUUUGUAUACCACCAGGGUUCCAACCUUCUACUCUACGAAUACAUGUCAAGAGGUAGUCUUGGUGAGCUACUUCAUGGACAAUCAUCCUCUUCACUUGAUUGGGAGACACGCUUCCUGAUAGCACUUGGUGCGGCUGAAGGGCUUUCAUACCUACAUCACGACUGCAAGCCUCGUAUCAUCCACCGUGAUAUCAAAUCUAAUAACAUUUUACUUGAUGAAAACUUUGAAGCCCAUGUUGGUGAUUUUGGGUUAGCAAAGGUGAUUGACAUGCCAUACUCGAAGUCAAUGUCUGCAAUUGCAGGUUCAUACGGCUAUAUAGCACCAGAAUAUGCUUAUACCAUGAAGGUUACUGAGAAAUGUGAUAUAUAUAGUUAUGGCGUCGUGCUGCUGGAGCUGCUAACUGGGCGUGCCCCUGUGCAACCCUUGGAACUAGGAGGCGAUCUGGUAACAUGGGUAAAGAACUACAUCAAGGACAAUUGUUUGGGUCCAGGGAUCCUCGAUAAAAAAAUGGAUUUACAAGAUCAAAGUGUUGUCGAUCAUAUGAUCGAGGUCAUGAAAAUUGCUUUGGUAUGUACUAGCUUGACUCCGUACGAGAGACCACCAAUGCGGCAUGUUGUAGUCAUGUUAAGCGAGUCUAAAGAUAGGACGAGGGUCAGCUCUGCAUCCUCGCCUGCCUCUGAUGAUUCUUCAAAGAAGGAUGACUCAUAAUGUAUUUAUAAUAUGUUCGAUUAGCCAAAGGUAAUACACAUUUUUUUACUGACUUUUCCUAGUAUUGAUAGUAAUUAGUAGGGUUCUUGUAAUCUGCAUUCAUUAUUUGUGUCAGCAUUUCGUAGGGAGAAAUAUGAUAGUGGUUCAUAGUUUCGUAGUGUCAUUGUAUGCCGUUGUCUCAGAAAGGUUUCAGACUAGCAUGAAGCAUUUGAGGCACGUGACGGUCUUACUGAUGCCGUUGUCUCUCAGAAAGGCUUCCUCUUCUCUGCAGAUGUUCAUUGUUCAGUUAAUUCUAUAUGCGUCGGUGCAUUCUUACUCGAGUUACAAGUACACUAGGAACACCUGUCAGGUAGCCAAUUCUGUAAUAUUCUCCAACAUGAACUGCAGUGCAGAUCAUAUGUAAUCAUCGAUCAUAUGCAAUCGCUCUUUGUAGCUGUUAACCUGUAGC
Molecule: messenger RNA, 4835 nt
Organism: Zea mays
Lineage: Eukaryota; Viridiplantae; Streptophyta; Magnoliopsida; Poales; Poaceae
Exons: 2
Coding region: 1094-4387 (1097 amino acids)
Biological process (GO): protein phosphorylation
Molecular function (GO): receptor serine/threonine kinase binding; protein kinase activity; ATP binding
Source: RefSeq, marked validated